AGCGAUAAUUAGAAGAAGAAAGUCGGCGCAAUUUCGGCGACUCAUUCCAUAAAGGGGAGUCCAACAUGCAGAGCUGUGGGUCGGUCCGUCCUCUGUUUGGCGGAGCCAUGUCUGCGCUCAUCCCUCAUGGUGCCAAAGACGUCAGCGAGCUGAGAGAAAUCCCCGACAACCAGGAGGUGUUCGCCCAUGCGGGCACAGACCAGAGCCUGAUCGUGGAGCUGGUAGAGUACCAGGCCCAGGUGGCCGACCAGGAUGCUGCUAGCUACCACUUUCUGGACAUCGCAGGGAGCAACAAAGCGUCUGAACCCGGCUCCUCUAGCAUCACCAGCGUUGUCAGCUUGUCCCGGCAAGACGUGUCUCUUACGCAGUGCAGCUCUGCCUGGAUGCUCUCCGGGGCUCAGUGUGUGUCUAAGUUCAAUGAAGAGGCAAAGAACUCGGUGACCAUUCACCUGGGUUUGUUCAGGCUGCCACAGUUUUCCACAGAUGUCCUGGUCACUUUCAAUGACCCACAGACUAUAAGUUCUGAGAGCAGCAGCGCUCCAGCAGCUGGAAAACAUGAAGAAGCCUGGACUGUGAUGGACUUCCAGGACCUACUGAAAUCCAUUACUCUGCAUGACACAGGAUUGUUUGGCUAGAAGCUGCUCACUGAUAUUAUGUGAAUCUGAAUGUCAGUGAGUAGCGUCUGAUAUUGGUGUCCAAAUUGGGUGUGUCCUGACACCCGCAUCAAGAUAAACAUGAUGUUUGCUUCAGUUAUCACACAAAUGUGUGUUUAUAAGCAAUGAGGACUCAUUCACAUUCAAAUGUUAAUCAUAAGAUUGGAAUGAACAGAUAAAUAAUUGCUCAGGAAAUAAUGGUUGUUGAUGUAAUUAUUUGAAAUUAACUCCCAAAUAGGCCUUUUAAAGUAUAUUAGUUUGCUGAAAAGAGGACGAUAUAGUUUUUAUUUUCCAUCCUACUCCUUGAAAAUACAAAGAUUGAAAUGUUUCUGAUGAACCAUGCCCUGCUAAACAUGUAAUAAUGAUCAUAAUGUAAUAUCAUAUGUAUUUAAUAUUUGUUGACUAUUUUUGUCGGUGUGGUUCCUCAUUCACUUGGGUCAAAGUAAUUCAGUGAAUUAAAUAGAAAAACUAGAUUAAAUGGGGAAAUGGGGAGUUUUGUCCUCUUCAUGAUAAACCUACGAGACUUGGACACUGUUCUUCUUUAUAGUAGUUAUUUCUGUAUUUUUCAUACUACAUAUUUGUAGGCUUCCAGUGCAACAUUUUUGACAAUUAUUAUUUAUGGUGGUGUUUUAGGAUUUAUUCUGGUCCCAUCAGGUCAAAUAUCUAAGUGUUUGUGCUUUUACCGCCAAUGUAAUUGUUUGAAAUGUGGCAUUGACUCAUGGAGUCAUCAGUGCAGCUGCGUGCUCGCAGCAGGAAUAUGAAUCAGCUGGUCUCUUCAUUCUGCCGUUUGCUGCUGGACUUAAUAAGGAAUAAUUUGUUGACCAGAGCCUUAAAACCCCAGAGUUAAGGGUGUAUUUGGUGAAUUGCUUCACUUCUGAAUGGAUUUACGAUCAUCAUAGCUGCUUCAAACUUCUAAAUGGCCUAAUGGAUUUAGAAACGCAGAGUCAGCAUGCAAUAUAAGACAUUUUUCAUAUGCUACAACUGUUAUUCAAGGAAAAACAGCCCAAAUUGGGCCCACUGAAACAGAUUUUAAGGGUCUUAAGUCGAGCUCAGAGUUAAGCCGGGCUUGUCACACCAUAGGAAUUUGAGCAAGCCUUGCAUAACAAACAGUUGAAGGUCCCGACUUCUCGCCACAUCACAAGCUCCUGGUCCUGCGGUGCAGCUAUGGAAGAUUAAGGUCUCAUAAAGUCGAGCUUCCUUUCCCAUCUGCGGGCACAUUCUUUCAUUAAUGACAACACCAUUGGGCCAACAACAACAUAUCAGACUACACUAGAUAAACAUUCUGCUGUUGUGCAUGACACGAUUCAGCACAGGUGAGGGUCUGAUGACAGACUUCAGCCAGCCGCUUAAUUACAGGGCCUAAAAAGUUUGUUUACAAGAACAGAACAAGAAAGCCAUUUGCCCUUUCUAAAGUUACCUGAGUUUUGCUUUGUUUUUUUCCCAUUCGAUGAGAACUAUAAGUGGUGUGCUGUUGUCUACACC
Synchiropus splendidus (mandarinfish) is the source of this 2135-nucleotide messenger RNA. RefSeq names its product RAN guanine nucleotide release factor (gene rangrf). Gene Ontology annotation, cellular component: nucleus. NCBI's taxonomy places the organism in Eukaryota, Metazoa, Chordata, Actinopteri, Syngnathiformes, Callionymidae. Bases 66 to 635 code for a protein of 189 amino acids. The transcript is spliced from 2 exons. Gene Ontology annotation, biological process: heart contraction; regulation of membrane depolarization; regulation of sodium ion transmembrane transporter activity. Gene Ontology annotation, molecular function: sodium channel regulator activity; transmembrane transporter binding; small GTPase binding. The record is from RefSeq and is a predicted model, not a curated record.